CGGUGAGGGUGCAGAGCAUGUCCCCCCAGGAGCUGGCUGCCCUGCUCUGCGGGGAAGGGGACCAGCACCUCGCCCAGCAGGACCUGCCCACAGCCACCACCUUCUACCUGGCUGCCUUCAGCUGCUGUGCCCCCACAGCAGAGCAGAGGGUGACCCGCAUGGACAGCGGGCUCCGGGAGCAGCUCAUAGCCACUCUGGAGACCUGGUGCCAGGGCAAGGGGCAGAUCCCCAGGAUCCAGAGCAAGCACCUGGCCGUGGUGUCCCUCAGUGUGGGGAUAGCUGCCUUCUUCCUCUCCGCCCUGAGCCCCAACAACGUGGUGUCCUCUCUGUACGAGCUGGAGGCUCUGCUGCGGCGAGGGCGCCCGGAGGAGGUGCUGAGGAGAUGUGAUGUCCUGCUCCAGGCUGGCCCGGGGUGCCCCAUGGAGCUGCUGCUGCUCAGGGCCCUGGCAUUGGUGCUGUCGGGGUCGGGGCUCAGGGAGGGGGUGGCGGGGUACGUCCAAGCCUUCGAGCUGCACGGGGCAGAGGCGGUGGCCCACGUGUGCAGCAGGCAAGGGGAGCACCUGCCACGGGUCAUCCAGGCCUUCUCCAGCUACCUCUCGACGUGCCAGGAGGAGAGCCCAGACUGCAGCUCCUCGGAGCAGUGGCUGGGCAGCUGCUGGGGCUUCCUGGCUGCGGUGGCACCGGGGGAUGUCUGGGUGUGCAGGCUGCAGGCAGCUCACCUAUUAAAAACAGGCAAAUUCCAGGAGUGCGUGGAUGUUUGUACCAAGGCCCUCGAGGGCUUCUCAGCUGGUCAGCACAGAGAUGAGGCAGUUUUGGGUCUGCUCCUGGAACGGGCUGCUGCCUAUUUCUCCCUGGGUGGACGGAUGGAGGAAAUGAUGCAGGAUUUAGCAGAAGCCUUUGCUGCAAACCCUGCCCAGGCCAGGAGACACUUUGAAGAGCUUUUCUCACCCUGUGACGCUGAGAAGGUUGAAGAGCAGGCUAGAACUGUCCUGGAGGGGAGGUUUGCAGCAUACAGGGAGGCCGUGCGGGCUCGCACCGAGCUCAGGGGCAACCGUGGGGCUGAACUGCUCCCUCCUGUCAUCCAGACCAUCCAGCUCCUCCUGCACCUCUGCCCGGGGUCCCAGAGGGAGCUCAGUGUCCGUCUGGCAGAGUGCCAGCUCCUGCAGGGCCACCCCGGGGCUGCCCUGGGCAUCUGUGACCAGCUCCUGGCAGCAGAGCAGAGAACUUACCACAACACCCUGCUGGCACUGCGAGGGUUCUGCUCCCUGCAUGCCCAGGACCACCAGCAGGCCCUGCAGGACUUCCAGAAGGUCAUUGAGCACGAUUCCCCACAUCCCAACAGCUGCAUUAAAGCCUUGUGUGGCCGUGGGCUUGUCCGCAUUGCUGGUGGCAGCUCUUACCUGACAGCCCUGGAUUACAUCACUGCCUGCCAGUUAAAGCUGGAGGAAACCAUCUUCACCAUCAAGUCCUACGUGCCAUGGAACCAAAGGGGACUGCUGCUGAAAGUUCUCCAAGAGGAAGGACAGAGGAUGCUCCAGAAGAAGAGAGAUGCCCCUGGGGUUUUCCAGCUGGCCUGUCUCUUGGUGGAGCUGGACACUGCUGAUGAGGCCUCCAGGAUCCUCUGUGCUGAUGCCCUGUACCAGAUGGGCCGUGGAGAAGAAGCCCACAGGCUGCUCUCGCUGGCCCUCUCCAGGAACCCCCAAAGAGCUCCUGUCCUGGCCAGGCUGGCGCUGCUGCAGCUGAAGAAAGGGUUUGUGUGUGAUGGAAACCAGCUGCUACAGAGGGUGAUCAGGACUGGAGAUACCUCCUGCCUCCUGCCCAUCAUGGACAUUUUCCAGGCUGAGGACAGGAAGCUGAUGCAAACCCACUGCCAUUUCCAAGCACUGGCCAUCCUGGAGAGCCAACAGGAGGAUGUUCACAUCAAAGAGGCCAUUGCCUACCUGUCCUGUGCAAUUAUUGCUGCAGGUGGUGGUGCUGGGGAUUGCCUCCUCAGCAGGGCUCGCUGCUACGGGCGCCUGGGGCAGAUGAGAACUGCGAUUUUUGACUUCAAUGCCAUCCUGAGGGAGGAUCCCAGGAACGUGCAGGCUCUGAGCGGCCGAGGGUUCGUGUUCCUGGCUCUGAGGCAGCAGAAGGAGGCAGUGCAAGAUCUGAUCUCGGCCCUGAAGGUGGAGGCAGGAGCAGUGAUCCCAGCAAUCCUGUCCCUGAAGGGUGAGGCCCAAGAGCUGCUCACUGGGUGGCUCCUCCAGCACGGCAGGGCUGCGCUGACCCAGCUCGUGGCCACCAGAGACACCUCGAAAGCAGAAACCCUCAGGGACCUCCUGGUGAUUGCAAGAGCACUGAUCAAAAUCCGCAGGGCUGCACAGUAUCACAUCUUCUACACAGAUGUUCUGAUUGCAAGUGGGAGGUGUGAGGAGGCCCUGACCCACCUCCAGGGAGCCUUUGGCCACUGCCCCACCGAGGACUGUGCCAGGGCACGACUGGCUGUGCUGCAGCUGAAGAGGAGGGACGUGGCAGGAGCAGCUCACUCGCUCAGUGCCCUGGCCCAGAGAGAUGAAAGGGAGCUGGAAUUUCUCCUGAGCUUCGUGGACACCAAGCAGCAGCAGCAGCUGGCUCAGCCCCAAGUCCCUUUGUCCCCGCAGGUGGCUGCCCAGCAGGGCCGGGUGCUGGUGGCAGGGCAGCAGUACGAGAGGGCCCUGGGGUUCCUGUCCCUGGCCGUGGUGGCCGGAGGGUCCAGCCCGCGCUCCCUGCGCCGCAGGGCCCAGUGCCUGGGGCUGCUGGGGCAGCACCAACGGGCCCUGGCAGACAUGGACACCCUGAUCCGGGGGCACGGCGGGCACAGCCCGAGGACACGAGCAAAGGAUCUGUGCUCCAGGGCCCUGCUGCUGCUGGCCGUGGGGCAGGAGGAGGCGGCGGUCCAGCAGUACAUCCAGGCCCUGCGGCUGGACCGGCCCGCGGCACUGGGCAGCAUCUCGGAGCAUCCCGGCAGCCAGGCCCUGGCCAGGACCUUCCACAGGAUUGCACAGCAAAACUUGGAAAUGCAGCAUUAUGAAGAGGCCUGGGAGGUCAUGGAUUAUGGGCUUCAGAUUGAUAAAACCCCCGAGCUCCAGAGGCUGAAGGCGAGGCUGAAGCGAGAGGCGUCGGGCUGCAGCAUCCACUGA
This is a messenger RNA of Neopelma chrysocephalum (saffron-crested tyrant-manakin), 3158 nucleotides long. It is a transcript of the gene TTC34, whose product is annotated as tetratricopeptide repeat domain 34. Lineage: Eukaryota; Metazoa; Chordata; Aves; Passeriformes; Pipridae. The transcript has 7 exons. Gene Ontology annotation, molecular function: protein binding. The record is from RefSeq and is a predicted model, not a curated record. Bases 18 to 3158 code for a protein of 1046 amino acids.